Molecule: messenger RNA, 1970 nt
Organism: Aplosporella prunicola CBS 121167
Lineage: Eukaryota; Fungi; Ascomycota; Dothideomycetes; Botryosphaeriales; Aplosporellaceae
Product: glycoside hydrolase family 43 protein
Exons: 2
Coding region: 182-1903 (573 amino acids)
Biological process (GO): carbohydrate metabolic process
Molecular function (GO): hydrolase activity, hydrolyzing O-glycosyl compounds
Source: RefSeq, a predicted model, not a curated record
CAAGGCGUCCCAAUAACCGGCAAUUCUUUCUGCGGGGUGUCAUUUUCUCCGCAUCUGGGGUUCAUUUACCCGGGCAAUAUGGUAGUACAAGGUCCCUCUCCCGUCUCAUAAACCUGCAGUUUCUGUUGUCCAACAUGUCUCUGAGUUCUGUCCCUUCCGCCUCGCCCUCGUAUAUCUCACCAUGAAGUUCUGGACUCUUUUGGCUUCCUUUGCAUUCACAUCCUUGUCACUCCUCCCGUCAUGCACCUCCCAAUCUACUCGAAACUCCAGUUACACGAAUCCCAUCUUUCCAGGUUUUCAUCCUGAUCCAAGCUGCAUCUUUGUUCCGGAGUGGAACAGUACCUUUUUCUGCGCAACGUCCAGUUUCCUUGCAUUUCCCGGUAUACCUAUCUAUGCCAGCAGAGAUCUCCAGAACUGGAAAUUGAUUGGCAACGUUUUGAGUCGUCCUGAACAGCUGCCGGAGCUAGCCAACACUGCCAAGCAAACCAGCGGUAUCUGGGCUCCUACUAUCAGAUAUCACAAUGGCACGUUUUACCUGGCGACAACCUUAGUCCACGAUGAUAAGGACGCCGCAGAUCCUGCUCGCUGGGAUAACAUUGUUUUCUCAUCAAACGAUCCGUACGAUGCCUCCUCCUGGAGUGAUGCGGUCCAUUUUGAUUUUGCAGGGUACGACACCAGCCUCUUCUGGGAUGAGGAUGGCCAGGCCUACGCCACAGGGUCUCAUUACUUUCGCGUCCGACCGGGCAUGGAUCAAGCCACCAUCGAUCUAAAAACAGGGGACGUUGGUGAGUUUGCCACUAUCUGGACUGGCACAGGCGGUCAUGCACCAGAAGGACCUCAUGUAUACAAAAAAGACGGAUAUUACUAUCUCAUGAUAGCGGAAGGAGGUACAGGGGUAACCCACAUGGAAACCAUUGCCAGAUCGACCGCUAUUAAUGGUCCUUACACUGCCAAUCCAGCGAACCCGAUCCUGACAAACGCAAACACCACUGAAUAUUUCCAGACUGUGGGCCAUGCCGACUUAUUCCAGGAUGCCUCUGGGGCUUGGUGGGGCGUGGCCUUGGCCACUCGAUCGGGCCCCAAGCAUGUCACGUAUCCCAUGGGGCGGGAGAGCGUUCUGUACCCUGUUACCUGGGAUGAAGGGCAGUGGCCGGUGCUUUCUCCGGUCCGAGGGUCGAUGGAAGGCUGGACCUUCCCGCCGUCAGAUACAGCCAUCCCUGGAAAUGGGCCUUUCAUCUCGUCUCCCGACGCAGUGGACUUUGAUCCCGGUUCAGAUCUCCCUUUGCAUUUUCUGCACUGGCGCUUCCCCCAAGCGGAUGCAUACGCUGUGUCUCCUCCAGGUCACCCGAAUAGUUUGCGCCUCAAGCCUUCGACGCUGAACCUGACCGGCUAUGAUGCCGAUACCGCGCCAGGCGGUCAGACUCUGAUCGCCCGCCGCCAAGAAGACACAUACUUGACCUUCAGCGUAGAUUUGGAGUUUUCCCCCGAGCAGAAAGACGAUGAAGCAGGCGUGACUGUGUUUCUGACGCAGAACCAACACAUUGAUCUCGGCCUCGUACUUUUACCCACUAACGGCAGUCUAACGCCGCAUCUCCGCUUGCGCUCCCAAAGCUCUAACUCUGUGCCCGGGCCCGUCACCUUGUCUUUGCCUGCUUCAUGGCAGCAGCAAAGCAUUCGGAUGGAGAUAAAGGCAACAAACGACACGCACUACGCUUUCUCAGCUGGGCCGACCACAAAUACGUCGGAGAAGCAGACGGUAGGUUAUGUGCCAGCAAGCGCAGUGAGCGGAGGCUUUACCGGCGCACUGGUAGGCGUGUACGCGACGAGCAACGGCGGCAACGGCACAAGCGAAGCGUAUGUGCAGCGGUGGAGGUACGAAGGGCAAGGCCAACGCACCGAAUGAAGCCAUUGAAAAACCAUGUGUAGCCAAGUAUAGCCAAAGAACCACAGCAAGACGCAAAAGCAUCCUC